Messenger RNA from Cetraspora pellucida, 282 nucleotides. Lineage: Eukaryota; Fungi; Glomeromycota; Glomeromycetes; Diversisporales; Gigasporaceae. The record is from the annotation of a GenBank genome assembly.
AAACAUACUACAAAUCAUAUACACUGCCAUCCUGAUACUAAUUUCAAGACUGAUGAACCUAAAGAAGACAAUAACAAAACAGAAAUUAAAAGAAAGUCAUCUACAAAAGAACAAACUACAAGUUACAUACCACAUUAUUAUCCUGAUGCUAAUUUAAAGACUGGCAAAUCUAAAGAAAACAAUAACAAAGUUAGUAAACAGAAAUCAAAAAAAAGUAAGCCUAAAGAAGACAAUAACAAAGUUAGUGUACAAGAAUUAAAAAAAAAACUACACACAGAAUAA